UUCGCCGCAUUUUGACAACAUUGCGGGCUUCUUCGAACUUUUUGAGAUUUUUACUCGAUUUACGUAACCUUGGAGGCUAGACGGACGGCGGUGAGGAUCAUUGCUGAAUCACCUUAGCGAGAGCCACAAACCAGUAUUUCCCCGCUGGCCAUGUCGCGAUCCGCUCAAGAAAUGGUGGCGCUGCUGCGCGGACUGCGGAUUGUGGUGGAGGCGUGUGGGCGCGAACAUCUCGCCCACGGUCGUCAUCUCUGGAGCAAUUCAAGCAUUCGUGAGCUAAUCGCCGAGAAUGCCGAACACACAGCGCAGCUGGUGAAGAAUUCGGGCAAAAAUCCAACGGAAGAGCUGAAAAGACUGCAGCUGGCACUUCAGGAAACUGGGGAAAGGGGAUACGUGGUGGCCAAAGGACUCUGCACGCUGCUGGAGACGAAAAUCCAGAUGUCCCGUGAGGAGGCAAGCACCCCAGCCGAACCAUCUCCAGCCACUGCCGCCAAGAAGCCAACGUCCACAGCCCAAAAUCUCGCCAAUUGGGACGCCGCCAAUCUGGAUAUAUCCUCCAUAACCCUCAAGGAGUUCGAGGAGAUACUGUCGCGGAGAAACAAGGAUCGCAGUGUUAGUCUUCGCAUCCCGGCCACCAAGAGCAGCCAAACAAUGCCCCAAGAUGCCAAGGGCAAGCAUGGACAAUCUGAUCCGGGAAUCAUUACCCAGGACACGGAAUAUGUCAAUAAUGUCCUGCGCUUUGUGGCGGGGGCCAAGCCGCAGGAAGAACCAGACACGCAGGUCAAGAAGGGCGAAAAUCAACAGGCCAUAGAUGUGCCGGAACUGAGUAAGGUGGCCAAACAGCGGAAGGUUCCCUCCUCACGGAUAGGCAGAAUGGCCUCCUUUGGCGGCCUGUUCGCCGGUCUGGGCAUCGGAACCCUCAAUGAGCUGACCAAGGGAGCCCUGGGCCUGGGCGGCUCCACCACCAUGAGGGAGGCCCUGCUGAGCCCCGCCAAUGCCGAACGGAUCGUGGAUACGCUGUGCAAGGUGAGGGGGGCUGCUCUGAAGAUCGGACAGAUCCUAAGCAUCCAAGACUCCAGCGUGGUGUCGCCGCAGCUGGCCAAGGCCUUUGAGAGAGUGCGCCAGGCGGCGGACUAUAUGCCCGAUUGGCAGGUGGAACGUGUGAUGAACACCCAACUGGGUGCCGAUUGGCGCCAGCGGCUGAGCAAAUUCGAGGAGAAGCCAUUCGCGGCCGCCUCCAUUGGCCAGGUGCACCGGGCCACCCUGAGCGAUGGCAUGGAUGUGGCCAUCAAAAUCCAAUAUCCCGGCGUGGCCCAGAGCAUUGGGAGCGAUAUUGACAACCUGGUGGGCAUGCUCAAGGUCUGGGACGUCUUCCCGCAGGGCUUCUUCAUCGACAAUGUGGUGCGCGUGGCCAAGCGGGAGCUGCAGUGGGAGGUGGACUAUGAUCGCGAGGCGGAGUACACGGAGAAGUUUCGCCAGAUGAUCUCGCCCUAUCCGGAGUACUAUGUGCCGCGUGUGGUGCGCGAUUUGACCACCUCCAGUGUCUUGACCACCGAACUGGUGCCCGGCGUGCCGCUCGACAAGUGCUUUGAUCUAAGCUACGAGCAUCGUGCCCACAUCGCCGCCUCCGUGCUGAAGCUCUGUCUGCGGGAGCUGUUCGAGAUCGAGUGCAUGCAGACGGAUCCGAAUUGGUCCAACUUCCUGUACGACGCCCCCAGUCGCCGCCUAAUGCUGAUUGAUUUCGGAUCGACGCGCUUCUACCGGCACGAGUUCAUCCGCAACUAUCGCCAGGUGAUCAUGAGUGCGGCCGAGGACAACAGGCAGGGCGUUCUGGAAAUGUCCCGCCAAAUGGGCUUCCUCACCGGCUACGAAACCAAGCAGAUGGAGCAGGCCCACGUGGAUGCGGUGAUGAUCCUGGGCGAGAUCUUCCGCUACGACGGGGAGUUCGAUUUCGGCAGGCAGAACACCACCGAGAGACUGGCCGCCCUGGUGCCCACAAUGGUGGCACAUCGACUGUGUCCACCGCCCGAGGAGAUCUACUCCAUCCACCGCAAGCUCUCGGGCAUUUUCCUGUUGUGCGCAAGACUAAAUGUACGCAUGAAUUGCGUUCCCUUCUACAAGGACAUCGUGCUGGGCAAAUUCAAGGACUAGCGAGGAUCCCUUUUAAUUUUUUUUUUUAGAAGUAGUAACAUUGAAGUGAGCUUAAUUUGUAAUGCAAUUUGCAAAUAAUUACAGAUGUCAAUGUAACAACUAACUUGGAAAACCUUGUAUCGGGAGUCUUUGUCUGAAAAGUUUCCUUGAAAUAACUAGCGGACUCCUAUGGAAAUACAAAACUAACAUGUAGCUAAAUGGGCAGAGCUCUAAAAUAUAACAAUAUAAUUU
Drosophila rhopaloa is the source of this 2379-nucleotide messenger RNA. RefSeq names its product atypical kinase COQ8B, mitochondrial (gene Coq8). Gene Ontology annotation, molecular function: kinase activity. The transcript has 2 exons. Gene Ontology annotation, biological process: ubiquinone biosynthetic process. Gene Ontology annotation, cellular component: extrinsic component of mitochondrial inner membrane. The record is from RefSeq and is a predicted model, not a curated record. Bases 151 to 2148 code for a protein of 665 amino acids. NCBI's taxonomy places the organism in Eukaryota, Metazoa, Arthropoda, Insecta, Diptera, Drosophilidae.